Suncus etruscus (white-toothed pygmy shrew) is the source of this 1336-nucleotide messenger RNA. It is a transcript of the gene NUDC, whose product is annotated as nuclear distribution C, dynein complex regulator. The coding region runs from base 121 to 1119 and encodes 332 amino acids. The transcript is spliced from 9 exons. Gene Ontology annotation, biological process: protein folding. Lineage: Eukaryota; Metazoa; Chordata; Mammalia; Eulipotyphla; Soricidae. Gene Ontology annotation, cellular component: cytoplasm. The record is from RefSeq and is a predicted model, not a curated record.
UGGCCCGGAGGAGCCGUUGGGCCGGACGCUCUUGCUGGAGUGGAGGCGGCGCGGGGCGGACGGGCGGACGACACGAGGCCGGAGCGGGGGCAUCUUGGGCCGUAGCGGGGAGCCGGCGCGAUGGGCGGAGAGCAGGAGGAGGAGCGGUUCGACGGCAUGCUGCUGGCCAUGGCGCAGCAGCAUGAGGGUGGCGUGCAGGAGCUUGUGAAUACUUUCUUCAGUUUCCUGCGACGUAAAACAGACUUUUUUAUUGGAGGAGAAGAGGGGAUGGCAGAGAAGUUGAUCACACAGACCUUCAAUCACCAUAACCAGCUUGCACAGAAAGCCCGAAGGGAGAAAAGAGCCCGACAAGAGACUGAGCGUCAGGAGAAGGCAGAACGGGCAGCCAGGUUGGCCAAGGAAGCCAAGUCAGAGAACUCUGGGCCCCAAAUCAAGGAACUAACUGAUGAGGAGGCCGAGAGGCUGCAGCUAGAGAUUGAGCAGAAAAAGGAUGCAGAGAAUUCCGAGGCCCCCCUCAAGAAUGGCAAUCUUGACUCAGCAGGGAAGCAGGAGGCGGAUGAGGAGGAUGAAGACGAGGAUGAGAAGGACAAAGGAAAACUGAAACCCAACCUUGGCAAUGGGGCAGACCUUCCCAAUUACCGCUGGACCCAGACCCUGUCAGAGCUUGAUCUGGCAAUACCCUUUCGCGUGAACUUCCGGCUGAAGGGAAAGGAUGUGGUGGUGGACAUCCAGCGGCGGCAUCUCCGGGUAGGGAUUAAGGGCCAGCCUGCAGUCAUUGAUGGGGAGCUGUACAACGAAGUGAAAGUAGAGGAGAGCUCGUGGCUUAUUGAAGACGGCAAGGUGGUGACUGUGCAUUUGGAGAAGAUCAACAAGAUGGAGUGGUGGAGUCGUCUAGUGGCCAGUGACCCUGAGAUCAAUACCAAGAAGAUCAACCCUGAGAAUUCUAAGCUGUCAGACCUGGACAGUGAAACCCGCAGCAUGGUGGAGAAGAUGAUGUAUGACCAGAGACAGAAGUCCAUGGGGCUCCCCACCUCAGAUGAGCAGAAGAAACAGGAGAUCCUAAAGAAGUUCAUGGAUCAACAUCCAGAGAUGGAUUUCUCCAAGGCCAAAUUCAACUAACUCCUGUUUGCUCCUGAAACUCUUGGACUGAACCUCUAACCACCCACCUUCCCUUAUCACCCUUGCUAGGAACUUGGUGGCCUCAGGGCUUGAUACAGGCAUGGAACUGGCCCAGGCACACCUGACUGGAGGCAUUAGGGGAGAAGGGCUGGGGCCCUGGUGGUCUUUUCUUCCUCAGUUGGCCUACUGUUACACAUUAAAGCUAUUUACCCACUUC